Messenger RNA from Eupeodes corollae, 1466 nucleotides. It is a transcript of the gene Gs1, whose product is annotated as glutamine synthetase 1, mitochondrial. Bases 172 to 1374 code for a protein of 400 amino acids. Gene Ontology annotation, molecular function: glutamine synthetase activity. Gene Ontology annotation, cellular component: cytoplasm. The transcript has 2 exons. NCBI's taxonomy places the organism in Eukaryota, Metazoa, Arthropoda, Insecta, Diptera, Syrphidae. The record is from RefSeq and is a predicted model, not a curated record.
UUUUGGUAUACACAAUAACAAUAAUUCGAAUUCCCUGAAAAUAGUGUUAGCACGGACAACUUAAGCGUUGUACCAUCACAUCGUUGAAUAAAACUUAUUUUUGAUGCUGCAGUGUUUUAUUUUCAAAAAUAUUAAGAAUUAAAUAUUAUUCAGAAACUGUUAAACUACAAAAUGAUGCUUAAUUAUUGUAUUGGCCUGUUCAUUGCAAAGACGGUGGUAGCUAAAAUCCCGUCAAGUGGAAUACGAAAGUUUAGUAAAAGCUCUAAUUUAGGCAAAUUUUUGUCUCAUUCACCAAAUACUUAUCUGGAUAAAAGUAUUCUAAAUCGGUAUAAAGACUUAAAAAUUUCCACUAAGCAUAUUCAGGCAACGUAUCUGUGGAUCGAUGGUACUGGGGAAAAUUUAAGAUUAAAGAAACGAGUUUUGGAGGCUCCAUGUAGUGCUGUGGAAGAAUUACCCAAAUGGCAAUACGAUGGUAGUUCAACGUACCAAGCAAAGGGGCAAAAUUCAGAUAUGUCACUAAUUCCACGUGCUAUUUAUAGAGACCCUUUCAAGGGGAACACAGAUGAUAUUAUCGUCAUGUGUGACACAUACCAUGCAGAUGGACAACCUUCCAAGUCAAAUAAAAGAAAUUCUCUGAUGAAGGCAAUGGAAAAAGUUAUUUCAGAAGAACCAUGGUUUGGAAUCGAACAAGAAUACACAUUGCUUGAUGUCAACAAACAGCCUUUUGGAUGGCCUAUGAAUGGUUUCCCAGCACCUCAAGGUCCAUAUUACUGUGCCGUUGGAGCUGAUAGAGUGUUUGCUCGUGAUAUUACUGAGGCCCAUGCCAUGGCGUGUUUGUAUGCGGGAAUUGAUUUUGGCGGAACAAAUGCAGAGGUUAUGCCAGCUCAAUGGGAAUACCAGGUAGGCCCUUCUCUGGGAAUGAAGGCCGCCGAUGAUCUCUGGGUAUCACGAUACAUACUUCAUCGCAUUGCGGAGGAAUUUGGAGUUGUUGUUACUCUAGACCCGAAACCAGUUGAAGGGCAGUGGAAUGGUGCUGGUGCUCAUACGAACUUCUCAACCAAGUCAAUGCGUGCUGAGGGUGGAAUAAAAUCCAUUGAAGAGGCCAUACAAAAACUAUCCAAACACCAAGAACGCCAUAUUCGUGCUUAUGACCCUCGCGAGGGUAAGGACAAUGAGCGUCGUUUGGUUGGACGGCUUGAAACUUCGAGUAUUGAUACGUUUUCGUGGGGUGUUGCUAAUCGAGGUGUAAGUGUUCGCAUUCCAAGGGGUGUAGCAGAUGCUGGAAGAGGAUAUUUGGAAGAUAGACGACCCAGUUCGAAUUGUGACCCAUACGCUGUCUGCGAUGCUAUUAUUAGAUCUUGUUUAUUGGAAUAAAAUUAAUUUAUUUCUAUUUUAAAUAAAAUCUUCACAUAUUGUUGACGCAUGAAUAAAAACAUUAAACAAACAUACAUACAUACACAUAUAUA